Messenger RNA from Schistocerca cancellata (South American locust), 699 nucleotides. Its product is annotated as ankyrin repeat domain-containing protein 65-like. Gene Ontology annotation, molecular function: protein binding. The record is from RefSeq and is a predicted model, not a curated record. Lineage: Eukaryota; Metazoa; Arthropoda; Insecta; Orthoptera; Acrididae. Bases 52 to 621 code for a protein of 189 amino acids. The transcript is spliced from 3 exons. Gene Ontology annotation, cellular component: nucleus; cytoplasm.
CUCGCGUCGCUCCGCUCCGCUCCGCCUGCAGGCCCACCAGCCGCUACACAGAUGAGGCCCACCACCACCUCUACCACCACCGCCGCAGUCGCCACCGCCGCCACCACCUCCACCACGACCACCGCCACCGCCACCACCACCACUGCUGGCACAACCUGCCAGACUCCUGCUGCUGCUGCUGCUGCUGCACUGCCCACGACUCCUGCACCCGAUGACGCCACUGUCUCUCGCUUGCGGAGCCUCUCUGCUAAGGAGAGGGGCAGGAGGCUGGUCCUGGCGGCUGAGCAGGGGGCAGUGGAGGAGCUGAGGGCGCUGAUCGCCGCUGGGGCCGACGUGCGGGCGUGGGAUGAGUGGGGCUGCACCGCCCUGCACUGGGCAGCGUGGAGAGGAGACGUCGAGGCGGCGAGGCUGCUGGUGGGGGCGGGGGCGGCGGUGGACGCCAGGGACAGUUUCAUUGGGUGGACGCCGCUUCAUCACGCGGCACACAACGGCCACGCAGAAGUGGCGGAUGCGCUGCUUGACGCUGGGGCCGACAGAGUGGUCACAGAUGCUCAGGGGCGGACAGCGCUGGACUUCGCCAGGCAGUUCAACCACAGGCGGCUGGUGGAGAUGCUGUCAUGAGGCAGAAAGUACAAUGAACUCUGUGCAAAAAAAGAACUGAAACAAUCUGUAGGAGAGCAAUAUUCAUAAUUUUUUAAA